Messenger RNA from Dentiscutata erythropus, 162 nucleotides. NCBI's taxonomy places the organism in Eukaryota, Fungi, Glomeromycota, Glomeromycetes, Diversisporales, Gigasporaceae. The record is from the annotation of a GenBank genome assembly.
CACCCAACAUCGUGGAAGCCCAAAGACAUCCAAAGUGAAGAUCAUGGUCAAUGCACUUCACGAUGUAACCAGUGUCAUGACAGUACAAAGCGCCUUAAUGCACAAGUUAUAGAUUAUAGAAAUCCCAAAUGUGCAAAAAUUAUAGAUCGUGCAACCAAAUAG